GACCACCUCCCACCAACAAGGGCAAAGCCGGCGGACAGCGGGGUGGUCGCGGCGGUGGUGGUGGUGGUGCAGGUGGACGAGGCCGCAGCAGGAGCCGGAGUCGCAGCCCCGGGGCGGACAACGACCGGGAGCGGGAGUGAGAUGAUGAACUGCUUUGAUUUUUUCCCCUUCUUUAUUCUUUUUUUGUUAUAUUGCGUGGCACAUCUGUGGCUUGAGACAACCUCUGAUGGAGUACUUUGGCUUUUAUCUUUCACGGUUGCCGACUUGAGGAUGGCGAUAUACUACUACCACUCUACAUAUGGCUAUGACAGAACUCUCGACCCAUACUGGGCGACGAACGACCAUGGCCGGCACGACCUAAGGACGAUGGGUCCUGGGAUGAUAUCCCGAGAUACUGUGCCGGCGCUGAAAUUCAUUAGCAAUACGAAGAUUCCAGACAGAAGAAAAUUGUUUUAAUUAGACGUCGAGUAUACUGGGCUCGUUGCUAGA
This is a messenger RNA of Aspergillus campestris IBT 28561, 489 nucleotides long. RefSeq lists its product as uncharacterized. The transcript has 2 exons. Bases 142 to 456 code for a protein of 104 amino acids. The record is from RefSeq and is a predicted model, not a curated record. NCBI's taxonomy places the organism in Eukaryota, Fungi, Ascomycota, Eurotiomycetes, Eurotiales, Aspergillaceae.